Molecule: messenger RNA, 1158 nt
Organism: Ilyonectria robusta
Lineage: Eukaryota; Fungi; Ascomycota; Sordariomycetes; Hypocreales; Nectriaceae
Product: 50S ribosomal protein L30e-like protein
Exons: 4
Coding region: 161-946 (261 amino acids)
Biological process (GO): ribosome biogenesis
Cellular component (GO): ribonucleoprotein complex
Source: RefSeq, a predicted model, not a curated record
UGGGGCAGGGCAGGUGGAACGCCGCGGCGCAGGAAGCCCUAAUUUUUGUUCCCACCGAAAAUCAAUCACUCCUUGUCUUUUUUUUAGUUUCUUCGUCAACCAUCUCCAAACGUACCACGGACUUUGCUCUUCAACCCACGAGCACUCACCCAAAGUCAAGAUGCCCCCCAAGUCUGGCAAGAAGGUCGCCCCCGCCCCGUUCCCUCAGGGAAAGGCUGGCAAGAAGGCCCCUAAGAACCCUCUCAUCGAGAGACGACCCCGAAACUACGGUAUCGGCCAGGACAUCCAGCCCAAGCGCAAUGUCUCCCGCAUGGUGAAGUGGCCCGAGUAUGUCCGCCUCCAGCGACAGAAGAAGAUCCUUCAGAUGCGCCUGAAGGUUCCCCCGGCUUUGUCCCAGUUCCAGCACGUCCUCGACCGCAACACCGCCGCCCAGGCUUUCAAGCUCCUCAACAAGUACCGCCCUGAGACCAAGGCCGAGAAGAAGGAGCGUCUCCUCCAGGAGGCUACCGCCGUCAAGGAGGGCAAGAAGAAGGAGGAUGUCUCCAAGAAGCCCUACACCGUCAAGUACGGUCUUAACCACGUUGUCGGUCUGAUCGAGAACAAGAAGGCUUCUCUCGUCCUCAUCCCCAACGAUGUCGAGCCCAUUGAGCUCGUCGUCUUCCUUCCCUCUCUCUGCAAGAAGAUGGGUGUCCCCUACGCCAUUGUGAAGGGCAAGGCCCGUCUCGGCACGGUCGUCCACAAGAAGACCGCCGCUGUCCUCGCCGUCACCGAGGUCCGCGCUGAGGACAAGACUGAGCUCUCCAAGCUCGUCUCUGCCAUCAAGGAUGGUUACAUGGAGUCCCACGACCAGGCUCGCCGACAGUGGGGUGGUGGUAUCAUGGGCCCCAAGGCCGUGAAGCGAAUUGAGAAGAAGCAGAAGGCUCUGGAGGCUGCUACCAAGAUCUAAGCUGUCUAAUACCCCACAAUGCAUUGCGAUUAAGGGAUCAACGGUGUUGCACGGUUCAGGGCAUGGAAAAUGAAUGAUUUUUCUUGGGUUACAUUUUAUCCCGUCCCCCAUCGCAGUGACCUGUGGGGCCUGGGUUCGACCCUUCCACAAUAGAUGAUGAGCUUGUCUUGAAGUCAGACUUGAAAUGUGAACAUGACCUUACAAUGCCUGUG